Xenopus laevis (African clawed frog) is the source of this 2292-nucleotide messenger RNA. RefSeq names its product G protein-coupled receptor 63 S homeolog (gene gpr63.S). Gene Ontology annotation, biological process: G protein-coupled receptor signaling pathway; signal transduction. Gene Ontology annotation, molecular function: G protein-coupled receptor activity. Lineage: Eukaryota; Metazoa; Chordata; Amphibia; Anura; Pipidae. The record is from RefSeq and is a predicted model, not a curated record. Gene Ontology annotation, cellular component: membrane; plasma membrane. Bases 385 to 1641 code for a protein of 418 amino acids. The transcript is spliced from 2 exons.
CACGCACUGUAUGGGCAGUAAUAAGACUGCUGCAUCUCUCCAAUAGCUGCCGGAACACUCCGCACCGCAUACAUGUCUGUGUCUCUGCAGCACACAGGGCACCGCUUCCCCACCACCACCACCUACAGCAGCAGCAGCAGCAGCAACAUCUUCCAGCUCGGAAGGCAGAGACAGACGCGGCCCCAGCCUCACAAAGCUGCGUGACCAGUGUCUUUCAUGUGAUGCUGACAGAGGCCAAAGCAAGCAAAUCAAAACGUGAAGAUGGAAAUAUAUUCGGCUCCUUAUUACUGUGUGAUUAAAAGCAGUGGGACAUGGCACUUUGCGUUGCCAGGCAACAUUCUUUCAAAAAAAUGAAAGAGGGAGAAAAAUCCGGAAUUUGCAGUAAUGGUUUUUUCAGCAAUGCUUACACCAGCUCAUUCUGCAACCUCCUACAGCAACAUCGUUUUUGAAAAUGGCUCCUUUAAACUAACAUCUCCUCAGCCAUCUUGGAGUGGUAACUUGGAUUCCCCACCCCGAUAUAGUCCAGUUGCCAUGACCACAACUGAGACAACUAUUUUUCCAUUGAACAUUUCUACAACUCCGUCAACAAAAGAUUUGGUUGCGACCUUGAGUUUGCCUCUUCAGAUCAUUCUUUCUGCUGUAAUGAUAAUUAUCCUCUUGUUGUCAUUUCUUGGAAACUUUGUAGUGUGUCUCAUGGUCUACCAAAAAGCUGCCAUGCGCUCUGCAAUCAACAUUUUACUAGCCAGCUUGGCCUUUGCCGAUUUACUGCUUUCUAUCCUGAACAUGCCCUUUGCUUUAAUCACCAUUAUCACCGCAGAAUGGAUUUUUGGAGAUGUCUUCUGCAGAGUGUCUGCCAUGUUCUUCUGGUUAUUUGUAAUGGAGGGCGUUGCUAUCUUACUAAUAAUCAGUAUUGACCGGUUUCUUAUUAUAGUCCAAAAACAAGACAAACUAAAUCCGUAUCGGGCAAAGAUUCUCAUAAUGAUAUCAUGGGCGACUUCUUUUUGUGUGGCUUUUCCUCUGGCUGUUGGCAAGCCUCACUUGCAAGUACCAUCUAGAGCCCCACAAUGUGUCUUUGGCUAUACCACACACUCUGGUUACAAAGCUUAUGUUAUACUUAUUGUCUUAAUAAUUUUUUUUAUCCCGUUUAUGGUGAUGCUGUAUUCUUUCAUGGGCAUACUGAACACUGUGCGCCACAAUGCAGUUCGUAUACAUAGCCAUCCAGACAGCAUAUGCCUCAGCCAGGCUAGCAAGCUAGGUCUUAUGAGCCUACAAAAGCCCUUUCAAAUGAAUAUAGAUAUCAGCUUUAAAACGCGUGCCUUCACAACAAUUUUGGUUUUAUUUAUUGUCUUUAUAUUGUGCUGGGCACCAUUUACUACUUACAGCCUGGUUGCUACAUUUAACAGUGACUUUUACAACAAGCACAACUUUUUUGAGAUAAGCACCUGGCUACUUUGGCUAUGCUACCUCAAAUCUGCACUAAACCCAAUUAUUUACUACUGGAGGAUAAAGAAAUUCCGUGACGCUUGCUUGGAUUUAAUGCCGAAGUACUUUAAGUUUUUGCCACAGUUACCUGGCCAUACGAGAAGACGUAUUCGGCCUAGUGCCAUAUAUGUGUGUGGAGAACACAGAUCUGUAGUGUGAAAACAUAGGCUAUAGUUUUCUGGGUGAAUGCAAUUUAAAGUUGUGUGUGACAUAUUUCCUAAGUGAUUAACAUUUUAUUUACCACAAUAUGUAAAUUAAAAACCUUUUACCUUUUAGGAUUUAAGGUAAAUCCAUGUGUGAGAAGUACGCACAUAUAACGUAUGCUGCUACAACUGGUGGAUGUCUUUUUUUUUUCCCUUAACAGACAAAUGUUGCUGCUUUUUUCUAUUAUAGUUGAGCCAAAAAUGUCCUGUAGAUGGGAAUGGCAGGAUAAUUAAUUUUAAAAUAAUUUACAAUAGUAAUUAUGUAAUUAUCAGUCAGCUAUUAUUUUCAUCCCUCAGGCUGAAGGUAAGAAGCAAGCUAGGCUGCCGCAAAGCUGUCUGAGAGGUUGAAUCUCUGUCCUCCAUAGCAUUUGAGCAAGGAUUAUAACCUAAAGGAUGGUUGAAAUAUUUGUGCACUUUAUGAUAGAUUAUAUACAAAAUAAUGUUUUAGGAAUGGUAGUUGGAUGGUUUUGAUACAUACAUGUCAUUUUGGAAAUAUAGCUCACUAGAGAGGAGACACACAUACAUUAAUUAGAAGAUCCUGAAAUUAAGAUUAUAGAGAUUUCAAAGAAGGUUUUAAUCAGGAUUUUAUUAUUAUUAUUAUUAUUAU